AUGAAAAAGGUCAAGAAGAAAAGGUCAGAGGCCAGACGCCACCGAGAGUCUACUGGCCAGCAUCCUAGCUCCAACUCCACCUCUCAGCAGCCUACCCCUGAAUCCACGCCACAGCACUCUAGCCCUGAAUCCACGCCACAGCAGUCUAGCCCUGAAUCCACACCACAGCAGCCUAGCCCUGAAUCCACACCACAGCAACCUAGCCCUGAAUCCACACCACAGCAGUCUAGCCUUGAAACCACCUCCGGGCAGCCAGCAUCCCAAGCCCUUCCAGCACCCGAAGUCCGCCGCUCCUCUCGGUGCCUGUUCUCUCCAGAUGCUAAUGUGAAGGCAUCCCCUCAAUCCAGGAAAGCAGGGCCUCUGACGCACGCCGCCCCGCAUUCCUGCUCCUAUGCCACUUGCCCCUGCAGCUCUGCUUGCUGGCGUCGUCUGGGACUGUGCCAUAGCCGCAUCUUCGACGUCCUUCUGCCUCGGGACUGGCAGAUGGUGCCAGGGAGAGGACUCCCCAACCUGCUCACCUUCUACAGAAGAUCUUCAAGGAAACCCUCCAGUCAUCGUAACGCGUGUCCUCCAAGCCCUCGGAACUGUGGCUGUGGCUCUGGGGGCUCUGGGAGCUGCCUACUACAUCAUUGAAUCCUUGUGAACAAGCCCCUAGGCCCGCGGUCCGGCAGAUCCAGUUUCCAUCCAAGGAUCUCUCUUGUCAGCAAAAUUGAAAAAAAGAAAAAAAAGAAAGAA
Sapajus apella (tufted capuchin) is the source of this 735-nucleotide messenger RNA. It is a transcript of the gene SPATA3, whose product is annotated as spermatogenesis associated 3. Lineage: Eukaryota; Metazoa; Chordata; Mammalia; Primates; Cebidae. Bases 1 to 633 code for a protein of 210 amino acids. The transcript is spliced from 4 exons. The record is from RefSeq and is a predicted model, not a curated record.